Messenger RNA from Mytilus trossulus (common blue mussel), 983 nucleotides. RefSeq names its product fibronectin type 3 and ankyrin repeat domains 1 protein-like. The record is from RefSeq and is a predicted model, not a curated record. Gene Ontology annotation, molecular function: protein binding. Lineage: Eukaryota; Metazoa; Mollusca; Bivalvia; Mytilida; Mytilidae. The transcript is spliced from 8 exons. The coding region runs from base 316 to 765 and encodes 149 amino acids.
GUUUAUGGAUGAUGUUACAUAGAAGAAGAACAUGAACGAGGAAAUCGAUUUGUUUGUUUAAAAUUUCAUACAAAAGAUUAAACUCAUUCAGGCCCGUAAGUGUCACUGGAAAAGACCCCCUAUCAUCCUGUACGUUUGAAGUGCUUUAUUGAAAUAGAUUGCAGAAGAUUUCACAUUUUUCACUGGAAAGGAAAAGUUGUUGGAACUUAAAAAGUGCACAUUCCUGUUACCAAGAUGCUGCUUUUAAGAAACAAGUACACUUAUAAUAUGUAGGCGACUGAGUGAAACUUUGAUCCUCUUCCCUACAAGGACAUCAUGGCAGGUUUGAAUGAGAAACUACGUAGUGCUGCUUUCUUUGGCAAAUUAAAAGAUUUGAAAAAAUGCAUACAAAAAGGGGCAGACUUGGAAUAUAGAGAUAGUGAAGAAAUGACACCAUUGUUGUGGGCAGCACAGGAAGGACACCUGGAGGUCCUUCGUUAUUUGGUACUAGUCGGCUGUGAUACAGAAGUCAGAGACACCAAGUAUGGAAAGACACCAUUAUUGAAAGCGGCUGCCGAAGGUCACCGAGAGAUAGUCAAUUAUCUGGUCACAGUCGGCUGUGAAAAGGAAGUGAGAGAUAAGGAUGGAGCCACACCAUUAUUGUGGGCAGCAUUUAAAGGACACCUUGAGAUCGUCCGUUUUCUGGUAACAGUCGGCUGUGAUAAAGAAGCCAGAGACACCACGGUGAUUAUAGACAUUAGCUCUUUAGUCUUAUACCUCUAUUAAUAUUGAAUCAAUACAAAAUUAUGUUGUUAAUCAGACAGGUUUAAUGGACAAUACAUAUUGUUAGAAUUGAAAUAAAUCGUGUUAACAUGUCAAUUGUAAAACUAAAUCAGAUAAUUAACAUGAUUAUGAUUUUUUUUCUAACUUUAGAUAUUGUGUAAACCUCUGAUUUUACCUGGAUUUGAUGUUAUUUUAAAUUUACUCAGAUCUUUUAUAAAGAA